This is a messenger RNA of Cinara cedri, 6767 nucleotides long. Lineage: Eukaryota; Metazoa; Arthropoda; Insecta; Hemiptera; Aphididae. The record is from the annotation of a GenBank genome assembly.
CGUUUAAUUAUUAGAAAAUCUAAAAAGCUUAGUCUUGCAGUGUUGGAAUUUGUGUUUUUAUACAUCUUAAAAAAAUGCCUUAUUGGUAUUCAAAUUAUCAAAAUGCUUUUGUUGCAAAACAAUUAAAUUUAUAAUUUUCAAUUCCAAUAUAUGACAUCAGUUUUAAAAAAAAAAUUAAUUAAAUAUUGAUUUCACAGAACGAAAAACUACUAAUAAUUAACAACAGAAUAUUGAGAUAGUCGUCUCGUUAAAGUUUACAUCAAGAGCUUUUGACUUCAUCUAUUAGUGGUAUGAAACACUGCAUCAAGCAGCAUCAAAAAUAAUAUACAAUUUAAAAAAAAAUUAAUAAAUCAUUAUACUAACAACUACAUGGGUGUUAAAAUCCUUUUCAAAGUUUAAACCAGAUAGUACCUAGUAUCACAGUUUAAUAAUUUUGACUUAAUUAACAUACGUUAACCAUAGAUAUUGUAAUAAAAUCGCGAUAGCCAUGAUUCACAAAGUCUAGAUUAAACUAGUAUAAAUUCACAGAGUCGAUUAUUUUUCGUUAUCACACUACAUCCUCACUCGUGGGACAGCAGGCUAAGUAUAUAUCAUAGUCUUAGAUUAUACUAUCUUAUCUAUAUUAUAAUAAAGAUAUCUGUGUACCAUGAAAUAAGAUAUCCGAGCUAAAAUGCGUUCAUUAUCGUUUAUCAGAAUCGUCAGACUAACCUACCCGCUUGCCAGUUCCCGCAUUUUUGGUUACAACCAUUUCAGUGCUAUCGAUUUUUUAUCAAAAUGAAAAAACGUUAUAAUAAACAAUAUUUGUUUUUUAAUUUUAAUAAUAUAAAAGUUUUUAUUAAUUUCUAAAAUAUUGUUUUUGUUCAGUUCUUUCUAAUUUUAAAAAUGUCACGAGCUUUUCUUGCUAAUUCAUGAUAUCAUUAAAAAUGAAAUAUAAGUUUAUAACGAAAGUAACUAAAUAGAUUCACGGUGUUACCAUUAUGAUUACCUUGGUGCUUGCGGUUUUGUGUGGAAUAAAUGUUAAUUAAAAUCACGGCUUUAAAUAUUGUCGACUAGUAUCUAAAGCCGUGAUUAAUAUUAUCUAUAAGCUCCGAGUACUACCGGCAAUAUUUGUGAUAAAGAUUACUAUGUUAUCGCGGGCUUUGUGUUAUCACCAUGCACGAGGUACAAAACUGAGCGUCCGUCUAGCUAUUAUCACGUUUAUGGUCGUAUAAAUGCGGUUCGCGGGGUUAGCUUUCGUCGGUUUCACGAAUUUUCCAUAGAUAUGACAUUCGAACAGUCUGUAAAGUCUGAACUGAUACAUUUGUUACGCUGUCGUCGUCUUCAAAUUCGCUCAUUUCACACGUAAUUCUACUUGAACAGUACAAUUGAGUGCAAUUCAGCUUCUCGUAAGACGUUUCCCGCAAUAAUGGAACCUGUGCCUUCGAUGUUUGGUCUAUUGGUCAGCGGAAGACUGGUGAGUGUAUUUUUCUUUCGGUAAAAACCUAUAAAAGAAAUACCACCUGCCUUACCUCUUUCAGACAACCCGAUUUUAUUUUACUAUGAGCACUCCGCUCCACGACUAUAGAAAACUGAUGAUACCGUACAUCAAAACUAAGCGAUAGUCCCAGUGGCUUGUAAACGUUGUCUGAGUAUUGAUGAUAAGUUUCGUUUGCGUCCUUGCAUUAAUUACCUACUCCUGAAAUUUUGAAAUUAUUUUAUUCACAAAAAUACACAUUAUUUACAUAAUUAAUAAUUUUACUGCCCAUAUAUUUAUUCUACAACUUAAUAAUAUACUUGCAAAUGUCAAUAUAUUUAAGUUUUUAAAACAAAAAUACAAGUGUUGGUCAGUAGGUAUGUCCUAUCAUAAUGCUAAUAAUCCAUUUUUUUUUAGGUACGAACAGAUUUUGAACUUUUAGAAGAAACAAAGUUUUUGAUCACCAUCAACUCGGCUGAAUCUGUAAAUUACAUUUGUGUGUUUCUCACCGGUCUUGUACCAUUUCCCGAAGGAACAGCCGGUUCUGGUACAAAUAAUAAUAUAUUGCACCGCACUUAACAUAAUUAAUAUAUAACAAUCUAUAAUUUGCCUUUGAGUGUUUGUGUUCUUAGAUAGGUUAGGUUAAUAUUUGUUAAAUAGUGACCAAAAAAAUAUGACUAAUAAUACUAUGCUCAAAAUUGUUUUUCAUAAGAAAUGAUAGUAAAAUUCUAGUUUAGGUCCCACGUGAUAUUUUGGUUUUUUUUUUUCAAAAUGUGUGAUUUUGCAUGUACAUUAAAAAUGAACAAAAAAAAAUUCUGACAAACUUCAUAUGAAAGUUUUAUUUUUUAAAGCAAUUUUAUUUACAAUCUAUACAACAUUAUGUACAAUGAGCAAAUUUGAUAGUUGAUGUAACAUAAAGUAACAGAAUUUAGCAUUUGUGGGCAGGCACUCAGCAGCACCACCCAACCGUGAACAUUUUAGAUGUCGUGAUUUUUUUUUUUUAGUAGGUCUCUAGGCCACUGUCUUUUGAGUCUUCUGCUUAUGUUGCCAGGAAGUGAGGUGGAAGAAAGUUGCUUUAUUAAUAGGUUACUGUGAGAGUUUAAGUUGGAGUGAAAUUUAGAGUAAUGUGCUUUUGCUAAUUGAUUGAGUGUAGGAAUUUGUAGGUCUUUGUGAAGAUUAUUGUUUGUGAAAUACCAAGGAGAAGAUGUUAUUAAUCAUAGGCAGAUAGAUUGAAAAGCUUGAAGCAUGUUGGUGUUAGAUGGCUUUGCGGAGCCCCAUAACUGGAUCCCAUAUGUCCAAGCUGGUCGAAUUAUUGAUUUGUAUAUAGUAAGUUUAUCGGAAAGGGAAAGUUUGGAUUUUAAGAGUGGUCUAAGGAUAUGAAGUCUAGAGUUAACAGUUUUACGUUUAAGUUUUAUGUGUGGGCUCCAGGUUAAGCGUUUGUCGAGAGUUAACCCAAGGUAUCUAACUUCGUUUGCCUUAGGAAUUGUUAUAUUGUUUAACGUAACAGGUGGAGAAACGAGAUUACGUAGUGAAAAAGUUACUUGAACAGAUUUAGUUUCGUUUAUUUUGAUUUUCCAUCUGUUUUCCCACAAGCUGAUCAUAUUUAAAUGAUUUUGGAUCAUUUCAUUGGCUGUGACGUGGCUUUCGUGGGAGGCGGUUANUCUUGGGUAUGUCAUGAGUGAAAAUCGAGUAAAGGAAUGGGGCGAUGUCGCUUCCUUAUGGGACUCCAGCUCUAGUAGUGUAACGGGUUGAGUAGGUGUUGUUUAGGCGAACAGUAAAGAAAUGAUUUUAUCAAGAAGAAAAGAGGGGCGGAUAAGAACUUUUUAAGUUUGUACAUUAGUCCAUCGUGCCAAACCCGAUCAAAGGCUUGGGAGAUGUCAAGGAAUACUGCUGUUCAAAACUGUUUUUUUUCCAGGGAGCUGGCUAUGAUAUCGACUGUUCUGUGUAAUUGGUGCAAUGUAGAAUGUUUUGAUCUGAAUCCGAAUUGUGUGUAUGGAAUUAUGUUUUUUGAAGAAGCAAAAUGAUUAAGUCUUUUUAAAAGAAUUUUCUCAAAAAUUUUAGAAAAGGUUGGGAGAAGACUUAUGGGUCUGUAAGAGGCAGGAUCUUGUGGUGGUUUAUUGGGCUUAGGUAUUAGAAUAACGACCGAGUAUUUCCAAGUGUUUGAAAAGUACGAUAGUCUGAAAAUGGCAUUGAAUGUGUGUGAUAAAAAAACAAUGACUUUUUUGGGAAUGUUCUUUGUAAUAACAUUACUAAUUAGAUCAUGACCUGGUGAUUUAUAUGAAAGUUAUGAAAGAAAACUUCAUUAGGUUUGGGUUUUCCUUUUCGCAUAUUUCUUAUGUAGAAUUUAAAAUUUUCAAUUUUUUUUUUUUUACAAAAUGUGUGUUUUUUAAAGCUUAAUCUAUUGGUAUAAUCAAAACAUUCCUAUCGUACUUAAUUUUGUAUUUUUUUUUUACAAAACCCUUGAAAAAUAUCAUUUUUGGAAUUAAUCCAAAAUGUGGUCAAAAGUAAACAUUUUUUAUUAUUAUUAUUAUUUGUAGUUAUUGAUAUAUUGAUAACAAUGAAAGAAUAAGUCUAUCUAGCUUAGUUUUAGAGUUACAAACAUUCAAACAUGCGGUGUUUCACUGUACUCACUCAGACAUUUUCAAUCGAAAAUAACCCCUUGAGAGUGACCACAUCGUAUCUCUAAUUCCCCCUAUAAUUCUUUUCACUUUUUCCUAUUACCUACUCUGGCUUUGCACAACAAAUUGAUGGUUAUUUGUCGAAUGAGCACACGCAUUUGAACAGUUUUAACUCUAAAACUAAGCCAGGUAUACUUAUUCUCAUAUUCUCAAUAAAAAAAAAAAAAUUUGUUAUGAAAAUAUCAAUAACUAUAAAUAAUAAUAAUAAACAAAUAUCUAUUUUUGACCACAUUUUGGAUUGAUUCCAAAAGUGUUAUUUUUCAAGGUUUAUGUACAAAAACUAUAAAAGUAUGAUGGGUAAAUUGUGAUUAUACCAAUGAAUUAAGCAUUAAAAAGCACAUAUUUUAGAGAAAAAGAAAUGUAAAAAUGUGUUAUUCUAACCAAGAAAUAUGCGAAAAGGAAAACCCAAACUUUAUAAAGUUUUCCCCCAUAACUGCCAAAUGAAGCUCGUCUAAUUUUUUUUUUUACAUUCUUAAUGUACAUUUGAAAACACACACUUUGAAAAAAAAAAAAAAAAAAUUCACAUAGGAGCUAAACUAGAAUUAUUCCAAAAUGAUUUUUUGUUGUGUUCAAAUAUAAAUUAAAUUAUUCUAUAUAUCAACCCUUCUAACUUCCCUACUAAAAUAGUGGCACACUCAUCAACUCAUUGGCAGCAUCAACCUUUAUUGUAUGCUUAUGGUUUUACAAUAAUGUUUUUUUUUAUUAUUUAUUUGGACAAUUUUGAUAUAAAUAACAAGGAUAGCACUUUUCGUGAAUGAAAAUCGGACUGGGAAGGUACUUUAGGGAAGUCAUUUUGAAUUUUCUUAGAAGUUUUCCCGAUAAAUAGGAAAAACCAAGAGAACAAGAAAAUAGAUACAAUAUUCAACAAUUAUUAUUAAAGAAAUAUAUAAUGUUUAUUAUAUAAUUAUUUUAUCAAAAUAUGACACAUAUUGUUGAAAAAGCAACACUAUUAACUGAACUCCUUUCAGAAUCCUUUUUUUGUUAGCAAUAGUUAAUCAUUGGUUACAGAAAGUCUUACAGAUAUAUAUAUAUAUUAAAUUCUCGUAUAUAUCCUACCUCCCCAUUUUUUCACUUAUAACAGUGGCUGCACCCGUCCUCAUUAUCUUAGAGGAUUUUUUAUUAUUUAGAGUUUAAAUAUGAUUUAACUUCAUUAAAUUUUAAUUGUGUGUGUUAAUUUAGUGUACUUCAGUUGGCCAGAUGAACAGGCGAGGCCAAAUUGGCAACUUUUAGGCGUUCUAUCCAAUACUAAACCAUCUGCAAUUUUCAAGCUUUCAAAUCUCAAACAACAUUUUGAUACAUCAAAGUUACCAUUAAAUGCAUUCAGUCAGUUUCCAUCAAUUACUAUUAAUGCUCAAAUUGGUAUCUCUAUAGAACCAUUAAUAAAUGCUGAGUUACAAGUAACUAGUUUAGAAAAUACUACGCAUAAUUUAUCAACAUUUGUGGAGUUUACUCAAAAAAUGGUACAAAGUUUAUACAACUAUGUGGCUAGUUAUGCAGUCGAAUGUGGUCCCAGACAAAAUAUGCCCAAUAUGUCAAUGGUACCUCUACAAUCGGUUCAAAAAUGGUAUGAAAACUUUGAAAGAAAGUUAAAUUUAAAUCCUAACUUUUGGAAAUCCUGAAAUAUUGUGUUCUAUAUCUAUUCUAUCUAUAUAUGCCUUCUUGUUCUUAAUACUUUAAGUAAUAAAUAAACAUUGAGUGUAAUUAAGUAACAAUUAUUAUGCAUUAUAAUGUUUAAGUAAUAUAUAUUAUGUGAUAAUACACAUUUGUUUUGCUUUUGUUUUUAAAUUAUUUAAAGUUAAGUAUGUGCCUUUUAGUAUUACCUAUUUAUAAUUUAACCUAAAUAUAAAAUAUGAUUACAUGAAUACAUUGUUCUGUUCAUUAAUUUGAAUACUCCAAUAAUAGGAUAUUUUUGUUUUAUAUUAAUUUGUUCAAGUCAUAUAUACUUUAAAAAUGUUAAUAAUAUUUUAACACAUAUUUUGGGUUGGAUAGUACUUAGAAGGGAGAAAACAAUUAAUUGAAUCUACCAUUAGCAAUACAAAAUUUUAUUUUUAUUAUUAGGAAAAUAAUUAAUCAUUUGGUUUUUAAAGUUUAUUAUUCAUGUAUAAUUUUGAUUCAUUGUAUAACUUAGUCUGAUAAAAUUAUUUGUAUACAUUUAUUUUGCUAUUAUUAACUACAGAGGAUAUACAAAAUAUUUUAUAUAAUAUACCAAUUUAUUUAUUUGUGUUAAUUAAUUACUAUCCACUAGUAUUUUGUUUAUGUUUUACAUACAAUUGAUGCAUUGUUGAAAUUAAUUAGCUCUUAGUUAUUAAUGUAUUUUUAGUAUGAAUUGUAACACUUACAAGAAAUGUAGAUAUCACAUAAGAGAAAAUUAUUUCUAUAUCUGAUAAUUAUAUUGUGUAUUUUAUAUGUAGUUUCCAUUUAAAAUAUUAUUAAUGAUUACCUUAGAAUAAUUAAUAUUUCAUGUGCACAUAAUUAUUUUGUCAAAUUUGAAUCCUUAGUUGACUAAAAAUUAAACUUUUGUUACAUAAAAGUAAUUCGCAUGCAGUUUUAUGUACUACAGUAAACAGUUUUUAUAUUAUAAUUGAUGUACCUUGUAACAUUGUUAUAUAGUCUUAUAAAAAAUAUUGAUGUUGAAC